ACCACCGCCACUGCCAUCACCGCAGCCAUGAUCUCCUUAACGGACACGCAGAAAAUUGGAAUGGGAUUAACAGGAUUUGGCGUAUUUUUCCUAUUUUUUGGAAUGCUUCUCUUUUUCGACAAAGCACUACUGGCUAUUGGAAAUGUAUUAUUUGUGUCUGGAUUGGCUUUUGUAAUUGGUUUGGAAAGAACAUUUUGAUUCUUCUUCCAGAAACACAAAGUUAAAGCUACAGGAUUUUUCCUGAGUGGUGUAUUUGUAGUUCUCAUUGGUUGGCCUUUAAUAGGCAUGAUCCUUGAAAUUUAUGGAUUCUUUCUUCUGUUCAGGGGAUUCUUUCCUGUGGUGGUUGGCUUUAUUAGAAGAGUGCCAGUUCUUGGAUCCCUCUUGAAUUUACCUGGAAUAAGAUCACUUGUAGAUAAAGUUGGAGAAAGUAACAACAUUUUCAUAUACACCCACCUCACCCAACCAGGCUAA
Messenger RNA from Antechinus flavipes (yellow-footed antechinus), 471 nucleotides. RefSeq names its product vesicle transport protein GOT1B-like. The transcript has a single exon. The record is from RefSeq and is a predicted model, not a curated record. Lineage: Eukaryota; Metazoa; Chordata; Mammalia; Dasyuromorphia; Dasyuridae. Gene Ontology annotation, biological process: retrograde transport, endosome to Golgi; endoplasmic reticulum to Golgi vesicle-mediated transport. Gene Ontology annotation, cellular component: endoplasmic reticulum; membrane.